Messenger RNA from Orbicella faveolata, 1772 nucleotides. RefSeq names its product 45 kDa calcium-binding protein-like. NCBI's taxonomy places the organism in Eukaryota, Metazoa, Cnidaria, Anthozoa, Scleractinia, Merulinidae. Gene Ontology annotation, biological process: calcium-ion regulated exocytosis. Gene Ontology annotation, molecular function: calcium ion binding. Gene Ontology annotation, cellular component: endoplasmic reticulum. The record is from RefSeq and is a predicted model, not a curated record.
CUGGGACGAGUAUGCCUUUGUCGUCCCAAGAUGGCGGUCGUGAAAGGCCUUGUUGUCUGUAUCUUGGGUUUGCUCUCAGUUUGUGAUGGCAAGCCAGUAAACACAAGUAGAACGCUUUCCCCUGAAACUGCAAAUGAAUCUAUCAAAACGAAGAAACAGCUACUCGAAGAUCACAUCAAAGGUUUGAAACUUGAACGAGACGGCCAUGUCAACAAAGACUACCACCACGAAGCUUUCCUCGGAAAGAUGGUGGAAGAUGGGACCCUGCUAUUCGACAACAUGGACGGUUACAGGCGGUUGAUUGAUCUUUUUCAUCAGGUGGAUAAAGAUGGAGACCAUUUAGUGAGCAGGGCUGAAAUCACCGUGUGGAUUCAUGAAAAAAUCAAAGAACACAUCAAAGAGGCUCGUGAGAACAAUAAGCGAAUGUUUAAAGAGGUCGAUCGAGAUGGCGACGGUUUUGUUACAUGGGAGGAAUUUCGACAGAAGCUAAAAGAAGACAAUGAAACUAAUAAGCUCGAGGUCCACAGAGAAUUAGAUGACAUCGCCAAUCCAGAGGAAUUAAUUUCAGAAUAUUACAGUAAAUUUAGAAGAGGAGACAUGAAUCUCGAUGAUAAACUUGAGGAGACAGAGUUCCUGUACUUUGAACACCCUGAGCACAAUCCACAGAGCAUCAAGGAUUUGGUGGAAGACAUGAUUUCAAAUUUUGACAAAAACCAGGAUAAGGUACUCACAAAGGAAGAGUUUGUUCACUUACCUCCAGGGGAAGUGGAUACACAGGAAGAUGCAGAGCAGGACAAUGAAUACAUUCAAGAACGUGAAAAAGAAUUCACAUCCAUGGAUGAAAACGGAGACGGUAUAGUGACGGUUGACGAAUUAACCAAGUACUUGGACCCAACCCACGAGCAGCGAGCGAUUAACGAAGGCAACUAUCUGAUAUCAAUGGCGGACAGAAAUCGUGACGACCACUUGUCAGAAAAAGAAAUGCUUAUGAACUACCAGCUUUUUACUGGGAGCACCAUGGCUAACUAUGUUGGAUAUCUACACGAUGAAUUUUAGAAGUAUUGCUAAGCUUUGUUCGCUAGUUGUUUCAGGGAACGAUUCUGUAAUACCUGGCAAUCAACUGGCUGAUUUUGUAGGCCGGACAAAAGGAGUGUAUUUUGUAUUUUGUAGCCUUGCCAUCUUAGCUUGUAAAGGAACAAAUGGGUAUAAGGGUAUACGUUAAAUGAAAGAGCAAGUGUAUCGUCCACAGAGUAAAUCUCGCUUCCGGUAGUAGUUCAGUUUGGUGCGUGGCUAACGCGCGUGACGUACACGUUUCGGACUCCCAAUCCAACCUGAAGGGAUAGCGUGGUUCCUAGCAGUCAGCUGUUUAAAGCAAAUUUAAAGAGAAUGUAAUUAUCCAACUUAAGGGUUUAAACUUGAGAGACGAGCAACGAUUUAAAGACUUUCGUACUGCGUUCAAGAAAAGUUUUCAUAUUUGAAUUUAAAGUAAGUCAACAAUAACUUAGCUGGCUUAAUUUGGCUCCAACUUUGUGACGAGUCACUGCUGAGUUAUCUGCAGUUGUUUCAAAGCGAGCCAGUGUUGUUGUAGAACCUUUGACAAGUUAAGAUACCGUAAACUGCAGCUUAAAAGCCCUGGGCUUAUGAAACUUUGUGAGGGAUUUUGAAAGGGCUAAUAAACGAAGGGGCUUAACGGGAUCCUAGUCAGCCACACCUUUGUUUUUGUUUGGGAGAGUUUGGCUAUUAAAUUUUAUUCGGAGCAUCUCGAAACGAAG